Molecule: messenger RNA, 1239 nt
Organism: Penicillium maclennaniae
Lineage: Eukaryota; Fungi; Ascomycota; Eurotiomycetes; Eurotiales; Aspergillaceae
Product: glutamate 5-kinase
Exons: 5
Coding region: 1-1239 (412 amino acids)
Cellular component (GO): cytosol; cytoplasm
Molecular function (GO): ATP binding; RNA binding; glutamate 5-kinase activity
Source: RefSeq, a predicted model, not a curated record
AUGGCGACCUCAGGGUUGACGAUUGUGAUUAAACUCGGAACAAGUUCCAUUGUUGAUGAGAAAACCCAUGAGCCCAUUCUAUCGAUCUUGACUUUAAUUGUCGAAACGGUCUCCAAGUUACGCAAGGAUGGUCACCGAGUUGUGCUCGUCUCUUCAGGCGCAGUUGGCGUUGGCUUGCGAAGAAUGGACGUGGACGAAAGACCAACCUACCUUCCCCGAAUACAGGCGCUUGCGGCGGUGGGCCAAUGCCGGCUAAUGAGUCUGUGGGAUAAUCUGUUCUCGCAUCUUCGAGUUCCGGUGGCCCAAAUCCUUUUGACGAGGAAUGAUAUUGCAGAUAGAGCACAAUAUGUCAACGCCCAAAAUACGUUCGAGCAAUUGUUCGACAUGGGUGUGAUUCCCAUUGUCAAUGAAAAUGAUACCCUAGCUGUUUCUGAAAUCAAAUUCGGCGACAACGAUACCCUCUCCGCGAUCACUGCGGCGACAGUCAAGGCCGAUUAUCUGUUCCUGAUGACUGAUGUCGACUGUCUUUAUACUGCCAACCCGCGCAAUAACCCCGACGCCCAGCCUAUUGAGGUAGUUUCUGACAUUUCAGCGCUGGAAGCUGAUGUCUCGUCUGCUGGGUCUUCCUUGGGAACAGGUGGCAUGAGCACGAAGAUCGUCGCCGCAAAGCUGGGAACCAGUGCUGGUGUGACCACAAUCAUCACCAAGAGCUCAAAGCCGGGCAACGUUCACGAAAUUGUGAAAUACCUGCAAAGUCUACGAGAGAUUGCAGAUUUAAACGAUAUCUCGCCAGGCCAGUUGGCGGAUAUCCCCGCUCCUCCUCUUCACACUCGAUUCCUCCCAUCCGAUACUCCAAUUCAGUCCCGGACAUUCUGGUUGCUCCACGGGCUCACCCCACAUGGUACUAUCUAUAUCGAUCAAGGAGCGUAUGAUGCACUGCUUCUCAACAAGGCCAGCCUUCUCCCAGCAGGAGUACUUGGUGUUGAAGGUCACUUCGGACAGCAAGAAGCAGUCCGGCUCGUGGUUGUUGAACGACCUGACCCAGAUGCCCUGAAUGGCGACUUCCUUCACCAUGGCCAAGAGCCGCGGGAAGUCGGCCGUGCGCUAGUGAACUACGGAAGUAUCGAGAUUGCGCAUAUCAAGGGCCACCGCAGCAACUCAAUUGAGUCAUUACUUGGGUAUGCAGAGAGCGACUACGUUGCAUUGCAUGAAAACAUCUCAUUUCACCCGCAGGACUGA